UAAAAUAGGAAAACAAAAGGCAUAUCAAAAAUCUGCUGAAAGUGAUGAUUCGAAGAAAGAAACUAACCUUGGAAGAGGUGAUAUAGGUAAAAGAAGUAAAAGAAGUAGAAAGAUUGUAUUCAAUGAACAAAAGAAUGAGUUGGAUCAGAAAGAGAAAACAAAAAUGAAUAACAUGCCUAAAGAGUCUGAUGAAGUUGCAGAUCUUAGAUUCAGAAUGAUAAUGAAGGUCAAGCUUGAUGAAAAUGAUGACUUUGCUGAUCUUCAAAAGGGAAAUAGCUCAGAUGGUAGAGCAAUAAUGGUUGAUUUUGAUGUAAUGAGUGUUGAAAGUGAAUCGAUUGAGCAGCCUAAUCUUAAGUAUAAUCAUCAAAAUAGCGAUGUAGAGUUGGAUGACACCAAGAAACAGUCAGUAAUAGGACAU
Dentiscutata erythropus is the source of this 418-nucleotide messenger RNA. The record is from the annotation of a GenBank genome assembly. NCBI's taxonomy places the organism in Eukaryota, Fungi, Glomeromycota, Glomeromycetes, Diversisporales, Gigasporaceae.